AUGGAGAGAGCAGCCAUGCUCAUGCCCAUGCCCAUGACCAUGCCAAGACUCCUCCGUCCUCCUCCCUCCAUCUACGCUGCGCCAUCACCGUCACCUCGCCGGCUGCCACCAUUCCGCCGUGCCACCAUGAGAACUAGAAGCGAACACUCCACCACCAAAACGGCAACAACGGUGAAGCUGACGUACCUGGAGUUCAACGGGUGGCUGUGGGAGCUGGACGGCGGCAUGCCCUGGCUCUUCGACGGCGCCAAGAAGAUGCUCCUCAAAGACGGCAUCCAAGAGGACCUCGCCGUCGUCGACCUGCUCCUCAUCACCUCGAGCCUCGAUGACCACUGCCACCUCGACCAGAUAGGGACAGCACAAACGCAACAAAGGGUGGACACGGUCCGGGGCUCCGGGCCGGUCCGGUCGCUGAUCGAGCCACCAUUUUGA
Molecule: messenger RNA, 432 nt
Organism: Aegilops tauschii subsp. strangulata
Lineage: Eukaryota; Viridiplantae; Streptophyta; Magnoliopsida; Poales; Poaceae
Source: RefSeq, a predicted model, not a curated record